CCCCGGGCUACGCGGCCGCGGCUGUCGCCCCCGCCUACGCGGCCGCGGCUGUCGCUCCCGCCGCGGCCGCGGCGCCGUCCUACGCGGUGGCCCCAGCGCCGGCGCUCUUUGCGCCGGCCGCCCCGCCGCCCAGCGUUCCGGCAUGGCCCAGCCGCCGCGCUGGCCCCCGCGCCGGCCUACGCGGACGACGCCCCUGCCUACGCCACCCCGGCGCCCUUCGCGGCUGGUGGCUCCAGCGGGGUGGACUUCGGCUUCGCGCCCGCGGCGGCGCCCGCAGAAGGCCCCGCGCUGGCUCCCUCCCCGGGGCCCGCCGCCGCCGGUGGCGUGGGCGCCACCACCGUGGACGACGUCGGCACGGCGAUGGCGUUGGGCGGCACGUCUGGUGACGAGAUCGCCGCCGCAGUCGGGGCGGUGGACCGCGCCAGCGCGGUGUCGGCCGCGCUGGCUCCCGCGCAGGAGGUCGCCAUCGAGGGGCCCAGGCCGUCGGCGAAGACGUACCUCAGGCGGAAGGCGGACCUGCAGGCGCAGCAGCUCCACGCGCAGUCGCAGGCUGCGCAGCUGAGCGCCUCCAAUGGCCGCAAGUUCGUCGCGCCUGGCUCCGCCCAGGCGCCCCCGGCGGCGGCCGCUGGCGGCCUCUCGGGCGGCCUCUCGGGCGGCCUCUCGGGCGGCCUCUCGGGCGGCCCCUCGGGCGGCCCCUCAG
Prorocentrum cordatum is the source of this 700-nucleotide messenger RNA. The record is from the annotation of a GenBank genome assembly. Lineage: Eukaryota; Dinophyceae; Prorocentrales; Prorocentraceae.